Messenger RNA from Oreochromis aureus, 699 nucleotides. RefSeq names its product polymeric immunoglobulin receptor-like. The transcript is spliced from 4 exons. The annotation marks the transcript as partial. The record is from RefSeq and is a predicted model, not a curated record. Lineage: Eukaryota; Metazoa; Chordata; Actinopteri; Cichliformes; Cichlidae.
GGAAAAUACUGGUGUGGGGUGACGAAAACUGGAACAGACAUCUACACUGAAGUCAAGCUGAAAUCAGUACGAGACAGCUGCUGUGACACUGUGACCAAAGUUCAAAGUUAUGAGGGACACUCUGAGUCUGUCAGUUGUCGGUAUGAGUCUCAGUACCAGAACAGCCUGAAGUACAUCUGCAGAGGAAAUCGGCCCUCCACAUGUCUGCAACAGGCACUAAUCACCUCUGACACCAAACAAAAUGCACGAUUCAGACUUGAUGAUGACAAAGUGUUAGGAACAUUCACAGUGAACAUUAGCAGUUUGACUCGUAAUGAUUCAGGGUCAUACCUCUGUGGUGUCCACAGAAACUCUGAGCUGGAUGUUUUCUCUGCUGUUGAGCUGGAAGUUGAAGAGUGGUGCUGUGUCAAAUCAACUAAAAUAAAUGGUACUGCAGGACAUCCACUAACUCUGCAGUGUCCUUAUCCUCCACAACACUGGGAUAACAGGAAGUUCCUCUGUAAGGGAGACCAUCGCAACAACUGCACAGACAUCUUGAUGAGUCGAAGCAGGUUCACACUGCAAGAUGAUGCUGCUUCCAGCUCUUUCACAGUGAGGGUCACAGAACUAGAAGCAGCUGAUGCUGGAACAUACUGGUGUGGGUCAGACUCACAGUGGAGAGUUGGAAACUACACCAAGAUUCAGCUUUCAGUUGUGUGA